Molecule: messenger RNA, 261 nt
Organism: Aspergillus novofumigatus IBT 16806
Lineage: Eukaryota; Fungi; Ascomycota; Eurotiomycetes; Eurotiales; Aspergillaceae
Exons: 1
Biological process (GO): nucleoside metabolic process
Molecular function (GO): catalytic activity
Source: RefSeq, a predicted model, not a curated record
GAUCUUUACACUGUUGGCUGGAUAGCCGCUCUUAGAAUAAAGCUCACAGCAGCGACUGCAAAGCUGGAUGAUGGACAUGGAGAACUGUGCAAUUUUAUCCCGCCUCAUCACGACACAGAUGUAUAUACCUGGGGCCGCAUUGGGGAACACAAUGUAGUAAUAACAUCAUUUGCAGCAGGAGAAUAUGGCGCAACAUCCACCGCUACUACUGUGUCACGUAUGCUCUUCUCCUUCACUCACAUCAGGAUUGGCCUUGUUGUG